Molecule: messenger RNA, 1516 nt
Organism: Phalaenopsis equestris
Lineage: Eukaryota; Viridiplantae; Streptophyta; Magnoliopsida; Asparagales; Orchidaceae
Product: autophagy-related protein 18b
Exons: 11
Coding region: 73-1155 (360 amino acids)
Biological process (GO): autophagy of mitochondrion; protein localization to phagophore assembly site; nucleophagy
Cellular component (GO): extrinsic component of membrane; phagophore assembly site membrane; cytosol
Molecular function (GO): protein binding; phosphatidylinositol-3,5-bisphosphate binding; phosphatidylinositol-3-phosphate binding
Source: RefSeq, a predicted model, not a curated record
UCCCUAUUUAAAUCGACCCUAAUCUCCUCCCUUAUAACUACGGCAAUCAUAGUUUUCGACAUUCAAUCUCCGAUGGCCAACUCCUCCGCCACCCCGAUUCUCUGCGCUUCCUUCAACCAAGAUAACAGUUGUUUUGCGAUUGGCACAAAGAAUGGGUUCAGGCUUUUCGAUGCGCGGAGCGGAAGACUACGCUACGAGAGAGUUAUUGGAGCAUUUAGCAUUGUUGAAAUGCUGUUCAGCACAAGCCUUAUUGCUAUAGUUGGAGCAGGGGAACAGCCAUCAUUAUCUCCUCGUCGUCUUUGUCUCUUCAACUUUGUCACUGGCAGUGCGCUCCGAGAACUGAAUUUUUUGACCUCAAUCCUAGCAGUUCGUAUAAAUAGGAAAAGACUUAUUGUUGUGUUGCAGGAAAAGACAUAUAUUUAUGAUGUUAACAGCCUUGCUAUCCUCGAUACAAUUGAUACCGUGUCGAACAGUAAAGGACUCUCUGCAUUUGCUCCAAAUUCAGAAGCAUGUUAUUUAGCUCUUCCUGCAAGCACGACCAAAGGAUCUGCUCUAGUAUACAAUACGUUGGAGCUUCAAUCUCUUUGCCAGAUUGAUGCUCAUCGUUCCCCUUUAGCUGCAAUUGCAUUCUCUUUAAAUGGCAUGUAUCUGGCAACUGCUUCCGAGCAGGGAACAAUAAUCAGAGUGCAUCUAGUGUCACAAGCAACUAAGUCAUAUAGCUUGCGUAGAGGGUCAUAUCCGUCAACCAUCUACUCAUUAUCAUUUGGACCAUCCGUGGACUUGCCAGAUGUUCUUGUGGCUACAAACUUAUCUGGAUCUUUGCAUGCAUUUUCUCUUGGGCCUAUUAUUGAGCUAAGAAACAGAAGGCCAAAUAAACUGCUUGGAUCAAUGAUCCCUGAACCAAUCAAUGAUGCUUUAGAGUCAUCCUAUCACCAUGUUCUUCAUAAUGUUUCUGUUGCAGGAGUCAAAAGCUAUGUAACGGUAUCAAACACAGACAAGGUUCAAAGCACCUCCACAAAUUCUAUCAUACGGUCAAGUGUUUACAUCAUCACAGGCGACGGACACUUCUAUAACUACACCUUAAACAUCACAAGUUCAAAUAAAUUAUCAUGGAGCUUACAAUCUGAAUUCAAUCUGAUGGAUACACUUUUAUAAGAUUUGAGCUGAUUUGGAUUCUAGAGAGGAAUUGUUACUUCUCCACUACAGUGAUUUAUUCUUAUGCAGCCUUAUUGUCAGUUCUACCAUAUAAGAUAUAGCAGAAAUAUUCUGUACAUAUUUCCCAAGCACAUACUUAGACGAGCUGCAAUCAUAUUCAGCUUACAGGCAAAACCUCUUGACACCCAUAAAUGUUGACAGUUAUAUAAUUGUGUAAUAACAUAUGAUGUAUCAAAAAUGUGUACAGUCUACUUGGGUUAAUGGCUCAGUUCUUUAAGGCCUAACACAUAUAGGUGUGUGCGUCGGUUAAAAAAAAAAAAUUGUAUAAAAUCAUAUUAUUAUUGAAACAUUUGUUUUAUGA